Caenorhabditis angaria is the source of this 3619-nucleotide messenger RNA. NCBI's taxonomy places the organism in Eukaryota, Metazoa, Nematoda, Chromadorea, Rhabditida, Rhabditidae. The record is from the annotation of a GenBank genome assembly.
AUGUCGAGCGAGGCGAGCGAAAUGAAAAGUUCGCCUCGAUUUGAGUUGAUAUGUGCUGCAAUGUUGGGAUUUGGGCAGCUUUGUAUUAUGACGGGAUUCGAUUCGGAGAGUUUUAUUCUGGAGUCGGUGAUUCAUUCGAUACAUGAAAGAGAGCCGGAGAAGAUUAGCUCGCUGGCCGGAUAUUAUGGGUGAGUCAAAAAAUUUGAACUCAGAAAAUGUUCGGAAAGGCUUCGGAUUUUUAUUAUAAUCAGAAUCUCUCAUGAUUUUAUCCCCGAAAAAAAUUCCAGUCAAGCUGUAAUCUACGCAGCCUACAUGAUCGGAUGUAUUUUCUCUCCAUCAAUCCUAAAUGCUACAAACUCCUCAAAAACAUGUCUAAUUGUCUCCGCAAUAUUCUUCACAGCAUUUCCGAUUGGAUUCCUCUUUACAAACUCGUACUAUUACUAUUUUUCAAGUUUUUUACUGGGAAUUGGAUUUGCCUGUAAGAACUAUUUUCUUUAAUUCUGAUUCUGAUUCAAAUUAUCACCCAGAACCCUUUGUUUUUCAGUAUUUUACCAAGGUCAAGGAGGAUAUCUAACAUCUCAUUCAACUCGAGAAUCAAUUGAGUCAAAUGUUUCGAUAUCUUGGUCAGUUGGAUGUUGUUGUAUGAUUGUUGGAUCGAUGAUUAUUGCUGGAGUCACCAAAUUAACACAAUCACAUAUGGUUGUCGAUGAAACGCACAAGUUCGAAAGACGAUUUAGUGAUCUUGAAAUGUAUGUGUUUGAGUUUAGAAUUAGUUGGGUUGGGUACAUUGUGAUUAUGUAAAAUAAUAUGGAAAUUUGUUGGGGAUUGGAGGAGAGAAGUGUUUUGGGUUCAAAUGAUGAAAAAUUUGCAGAACUCUUCUCUUCGCCGCUCUCUCUGCAAUCUCAACAAUCGGAAUUGCAAACUUCCUUUUCCUACCCUCAAAAGACACUGAAAACUGCAUCGAAAGCACAAAAAAUGAGAAAACUUUCAUGGAGGGUUUGAAAUUGAUGUGGGAAGCAUUGACAUCGACGAAAAUGCUCAAAUUGAUUCCACUUUUUGUUUUGUGCGGAUUGAACACGUCAUUCUGGUUAUCGGUUUUUCCAACCGCAAUGAACUUCAAUAUGAAUAAUUCGAAUAUGAUUUAUAUUACAGCUAUUUAUAGUUUCGGUGUUGGCUUGGGUGAAGUUCUCAGUGAGUGAAAGAAUUUCAGAUAUUAAUGUGACCUUUUAUGUAAUAUAUUCUAGUGGGCCUUGCCAUCUCAUUUUUCUCCCGAAGAAUAAAAGAUUUCGGUUUGCUCCCAACAAUGUUCAUCGGCUCAACUCUUCUCACAGUCUAUUGUUCUCUCAUCUUCCUCUCAACUCCUUAUGAUGCAAAUUAUCAACCAACCCAUAAAGAACCAAUUCUUUUCUAUCAUUCUCAACCCUUCAUUUUCAUAUUGGCUCUGAUUAUUGGAAUCUCUGAUUGUUGUGUUAAUAGUGUUCGAAGUGUUGUUUGCGCUUUGGUUAUGCCAAGAAGAAGAGCACAAGCAUUCUCGGUUUCCAAAUUUCAUCAGGUUCGUUUAAAAGUUUAGGGUGACAUUUUCUGAAUGUCGUAGCAUUUUUUAAUCUUUCGUAUAGCCUGAUUUUUUGAGCUGGUGCAGAGAACUUUUUGAAAAAAAUAAUCCAAAAGUCUGGAUUUUUUCUAAUUAAUGUUCAAACUACAAACAAAAAUCCAACGAAACACCUGCUACAAACAAAUUGAAUAACUCAGCGUUUCCGUACGUAGCUUAAAGGAACACCAAAAGCUAAAAAGCUUCCGCCGGUCUUCAUUCUUGUGCUCGCUCAUCCAGUGCAAGAUUCAAAUCGAUUUGUAUUUUACACCGUUUGAGAAAAAAAUAAAGUCAUGAAAAAUCACAUAACAAAAACAAACUUCAAAAAACGAUAAAAAAUGAAAAUAUAAAACAUACUUUCAGCUUUAUUGUUACUAUCAUCAAGCGACUUUUUGAUGAAAUAACUUUUUUUCAUUUUUAAAUCAUUUUUUCCCAAGAUACUUGUCCAUAUCCACAAAAAACCCAAUCUAUCCCCCUUCUUGUCUCGAAGUUCUAACAACCUUUAGAAACAACACAUGCCUAAUUCAUAUUUCAAAAAAAAAGAAAUAUUAUUUCUCCCGACCUGAAAGUUUCUAAAAGAUUCAAAAACUUCCUUUCAAAAGAAUCCUCGAUUCAAAAGCAAAUCAGUUUAAAAAAUUUAGAACUCUACAGAACUCCCUCAGACUAAAACUUCACUACUAAAUCGAACCCAAAAAAAUAACUAACCUUUGAAAUUUCGAUCGUCCCUCGAUCAUCUCUUCGCUCAAAUAUUGAUGUAUUGUUCCUUGUUUUCCAACAAAAUACAUCUCGAAUAUUUUCAGCCACGAAUCUGAAAAAUAUUUUAAAUUUAAAGAAACUUUUGGUUGUUUUUUUUUAUUGAUUCAAAACGCUUGUGCAAAAUAUCUGCGUCCAUACGAGAGAGUCUCGCGAGAGAGAGAAGAGACAAAAAGAUAGUGAAAUCCCGGGUGAUCUACAGUGAUUUUUAAUUAAAUAAAAAAAAUUGCGGGACUAGGUUAUUUUAAAAUUUAAAAAAACAGUUUUUUUAAUUUAACAAAAAAAAUAAUUUCGCAGUGUUGAAGAUAAUAGAUCUAAGAUUGUAGUGAGAUGAUUAUUUUUGGUUUCAGCUUUGGGAUAAAAUUUACAAUCUAUAUAAUCUUUAUUUUUUUGUGAUUUGAAAUUUGUUUAUGGGACUAUUCAAGUUAUUUUCUCAACGCUGAGAAAAGCGAAGAAAACCUAUUCAGGUAGGCUGAGAAAAUACGAAAAAAGAGAAGAAAAUACAUUUUCUCCGCAUUUCUCCUGUUUUCUCAGCGUGUUGAGAAAAUACUUGAAUAGCCCCAUUAUCAAAUUCAUUAUAUAUCUUGUAAUUAACAUUGUUUGAGUAUAUUUAUCAAUUUUGUUUUAUUUGCUGCGAAAAGUUGUUGAUUGACAUUGAUUAAUUCGAGUUCUGAAGUGUUUGUUUGAAUACGCUAGGGUGACAAUUAGCUUUUGGUGUUCCUUUAAGCUACGUCCGCAAAUGCUGAGAACCAAAAUACAAUUUUUUGAAAUUUUUUAAAUCGAAAAGAAAAAUUCUCAUCACUAGUUUAAAAACAAAAAAGUUGGGUGAACGUAAGAACUUUCCUAUUUUGAGUUUUUGUUAAAUUUUUUGUCGAAUUUUUGAACAAUUCCAAAUUUAACAUUAAUUGUUUUUUUGGAAUUUCAGAACUUGAUUUUUGGAGAAAAAAUUGUUGAAGGACUCUUGAAAUUAUUUCCAAAAAAAUCAGCUGCUGGAAAAUGAAACGUUUUCAAAGUUCACCUUACGGUUCUUUGGUCUCAAAAUUAAAUUCCAAAUGAAAAUUGUUCUAGGCCUAACUCUAUCUAAAAUAUUUUUCUCAGGCCUGGGCUUCCUGCAUUCUCUUCUUCAUCACUCCCUACCUCAACAUCUACAUCUACACAAUCGGUCUUCCAAUUCUCUCAACAAUCGCCUCUCUAUUUUUCUUCCGAGUUGCUCGUCGAAUUCAAACGAUGGAGCGAAGAAAAUUGACUAUUCAACAACGAAGUCUUCACAAAAUCUGA